This is a messenger RNA of Vigna angularis (adzuki bean), 2651 nucleotides long. RefSeq names its product histone-lysine N-methyltransferase, H3 lysine-9 specific SUVH4. The transcript is spliced from 15 exons. The record is from RefSeq and is a predicted model, not a curated record. NCBI's taxonomy places the organism in Eukaryota, Viridiplantae, Streptophyta, Magnoliopsida, Fabales, Fabaceae. Gene Ontology annotation, cellular component: nucleus. Bases 338 to 2440 code for a protein of 700 amino acids. Gene Ontology annotation, molecular function: protein binding; zinc ion binding; histone methyltransferase activity.
UCCGCGUUUCAUUUAUGGGUGAGAGCGAGAUCAAAAUCCAAAGCUGAGAGCGGGAACCUAAACGCCAGAAAUGAAAAGAAAAAAAAAAACAAAAAAAUAUAGAUAAACCGGUUGAAGAACAAAGAGAGACAUUGGAAAAUUUUCCAAUUUUCCAAUAUAUCGGAAAUGGCGCUUCUGAACUUAGAGUGAAGGCGUGACCUACGAAAUAAAAAAAACCCUUCCCUUGGGCGUUAGCCAGCUCUUCGCAUCCUCUUUCUUCGUAUUUUCCAUAUUUCCAAACCCUAGGAUUUUUUUUAAGGUUGUGCAAGCUCUUCACAUUGUUCAUCUGUAUCUAGUAAUGGUUUCCACCAGAGCCGAGAAGAGUGUAAAAUCAAAUUCUCCUGUCAUGAAUGGCGUUAAAGAAACUAAAUCAAAUUCCCCUGUUAGGAAUGGCGUUAAAGAAGAUAAGGAUUUAAAGAAAUUGAAAGGAUCGAAGGCUUCUCCAACAGCGCCGCGGAGAUCGAGCGCUCGAAUUCAAGCUCUGCAGAAAGCCGAGAAGUCACUAGCCGUACCAAAUGCAGUGGUAGUUAAAGAGGAGGACAAAGACAAUGUUAAAGAAGGGAAGGGUAAGAAGCGCAGUAGAAAGAGUGGCCCUGAGGAGAGUUUGGUGGUGGAAGAACAGUCUGUUUUACUGUUGAAGAAAAAACCAUUCACUUGUGACAAGGAUGAGAUGAAAGUAGAGAAUGCGGUUGGACAGCUUGGAGAUAAGAGUGAUACAGUUAAAGUUAAAGAUACCAUACGUUUAUUCAAUAAACAUUAUCUGCAAUUUGUUCAGGAAGAAGAAAAAAGGUGUAUAAGGGCUGAGACUCAGCCUAAGGAUGCUAACUCUCCUAAGAAGUCUUCUCAGAAGGCUUCAAAAUCAAAGAAAGGUGCUCCACAUGUAGAUUCAAAGAAACCUGCUAAACGACCAGAUCUUAAGGCCGUAUCCAAGAUGAUGGAAAAUAAUGAAAUACUGUACUCUGAGAAAAAAAUUGGCAGCAUUCCAGGUAUUGAAGUUGGGUAUCAGUUCUAUUCUCGUGCUGAAAUGGUUGCAGUUGGUUUUCAUAGUCACUGGUUAAAUGGCAUUGAUUAUAUGGGCCAGUCUUAUGCCAAAGCGUAUAGCUUUGAAUUUCCAAUUGCUAUUGCAAUUGUUUUGUCGGGCAUGUAUGAGGAUGACCAGGACAAUGCUGAAGAUGUUGUGUACACUGGUCAAGGUGGUCAUAAUCUUACUGGUGAUAAGCGUCAAAUUCAGGAUCAAAAGUUGGAGCGUGGGAACCUAGCUCUCAAGAAUUGUGUGGAGCAAUGUGUGCCUGUUAGAGUGAUUCGAGGUCAUGAUUCUUCAAGCAGUUACUCUGGGAAAGUAUACACUUAUGAUGGCUUGUACAAGGUUGUCAAUUAUUGGUGUGAGACAGGGAUAUCUGGAUUUAAAGUCUUUAAGUUUCGACUUAGGAGGCUUGAAGGGCAACCUACAUUAACCACAAAUCAGGUUUAUUUUACUCAUGGACGUGUUCCUCAAUCUAUAGCAGAAAUAAGAGGAUUGGUUUGUGAGGAUAUCACCGGAGGUCAAGAAGAUAUACCCAUUCCAGCUACAAAUGUGGUAGACGAUCCCCCUGUUCCACCCUCAGGUUUCACAUAUUGCAAGUCUCUUAAGGUAGCAAAAAAUGUGAAGCUUCCAACUAAUGCCGCUGGAUGCAAAUGCAAAGGCUCCUGUAAUGACCCAACAACAUGUGCAUGUGCUCUGCGUAAUGGCUCUGAUUUUCCCUAUGUAUCUCGGAAUGGUGGCAGGUUAGUAGAAGCUAAAGAUGUAGUAUUUGAAUGUGGCCCCAAAUGUGGUUGUGGUCCUGGUUGUGUCAACCGAACUUCUCAAAAAGGACUUAGAUAUCGUCUGGAGGUUUUCCGGACUGCCAAAAAGGGAUGGGCUGUCAGAUCCUGGGAUUUUAUACCUUCUGGAGCACCAGUUUGUGAGUACACAGGAAUACUUGCUAGAACGGAAGACAUGGAUAGCAUGUUGGAAAACAAUUAUAUUUUUGAGAUAGAUGGCUUGCAAACGAUCAAGGGCCUUGGUGGUAGAGAGAGGCGGUCACAAGAUGGAGAAAUUCCUGAAGAUAUAUUGAACAAAUAUGAUGAUCUAAGUUCCGAAAGUGUGCCAGAGUUUUGCAUUGAUGCUGGAUCUACUGGAAAUAUUGCUAGAUUUAUAAACCAUUGUUGUGAGCCUAAUCUGUUCGUGCAGUGUGUUUUGAGCACACACGAUGAUUUGAGGUUGGCUCGUGUAAUGCUGUUUGCUGCGGACAACAUACCUCCUUUGCAGGAAUUAACGUAUGACUAUGGUUACGCUCUAGAUAGCGUGUUGGGCUCCGAUGGGAAGAUCAAGCAAAUGACAUGCUAUUGUGGGGCCGCCGACUGCAGGAAGCGAUUAUUCUAAACGCUGUUCAUUCCUUCACAGGAAAAGUUGUAUGUGAUCUUUCUUUUUGAAAAACUAAAGGGGGUUUUUCAUAGACAUUUUUUAAACAUGAGUAGCAAGUGUAUACAUUGACCUCACCUGAAAUGAUAGCAAAGGGACCUUGUAAUUUUGUGCAAAUGUAAGGCAUAUAUGUUUUUCUCGAAAUAACCUGCUUUAUAUUUUUCAUGAAUAA